CAGAAAGAAUCAUGGACCAAACGUUGACUAAUGAAUGCGUUUUGGAUUCAUGUCAUCUAAUUGUUGAACUAUUAUUUUAUCUCUGAUUUGCACUGUAACUGAUGCUUAGUGGAAUCACCAUUUACAGUUUUCAAAAGCAGCUGGGCAAAUAAAAGAAGCCAUAUCAAGUCUUCCUGUUGCAACCAAUGACGAUGACAAAGAGGAGGCUGCAGCCCUGAAAGAGGAGAAAGAAGUUGCAGAUACAGAUCGACAAGAGCAGGACAAGUCAUCUCCCUCAUCUGAACCACAUCAUAAAGCAGAGUUUGAUCCUUUUAGACUGGAUGCCCUGCUUCCAAGUACAUCAAAGAAAGAUGAGAAAGUCAAGGGAAAGAAAGAAACGGCAGCUAUGAGCAAGAAAGCAGAUGAAAACGAGUCAAAGAAAUUUCUCAAGUCACAGAGAGAAGCUUUAAUUCUCUGUCUAGAGAUUGCUGCAAGACGUUACAAAAUUCCAUGGUGCCAAACUGUCAUAGACAUUCUAGUUAAACACGCAUACGAUAAUGUAGAGAGGUUCACAUCCCAACAAAGAGAUGCAAUUGGGAAACUUUGGGUAUCCAUUCGAGAACAGCAUAACCGUAGGAAACAAGGGAAAUCAGUGACUGGAAAACUAGAUAUGAAUGCUUUUGAAAGGCUACAGGAAAAAUAUGCGAAUGAGAAGAUUAGCAUUCGGCGUGCUGUUGGCGGAGGGGGUGACCGUCGUGCGCAACAGUGGCUGGGUUGAAAAAAGGGAUGAUCAUUUGGUGUAUAAUCUAUUGAUCUUUCUGGUGACUCUGGCUCAUACUGAGAAACUUGGAAAUUUAUUGGCAUUGACAUGGUGAAGAAGUGUAGUUUUCUUUGUUGGGGGAAUGUAUUGGAAUGAGAAAUAUUUUGAAACAUCCCUUUAAUGUAUAUUUUGUAAUGGAAGCAUCUCCAGGGGUAGGUUUUUUAAAAUACAUUCAGAUUUAGUAAUCAUUAAUAUUUUUGGAGUA
Molecule: messenger RNA, 1004 nt
Organism: Macadamia integrifolia
Lineage: Eukaryota; Viridiplantae; Streptophyta; Magnoliopsida; Proteales; Proteaceae
Exons: 2
Coding region: 386-757 (123 amino acids)
Source: RefSeq, a predicted model, not a curated record